Messenger RNA from Brassica oleracea var. oleracea, 1249 nucleotides. Its product is annotated as glucan endo-1,3-beta-glucosidase 11-like. The transcript is spliced from 4 exons. The coding region runs from base 41 to 1234 and encodes 397 amino acids. NCBI's taxonomy places the organism in Eukaryota, Viridiplantae, Streptophyta, Magnoliopsida, Brassicales, Brassicaceae. Gene Ontology annotation, cellular component: plasma membrane. The record is from RefSeq and is a predicted model, not a curated record. Gene Ontology annotation, molecular function: hydrolase activity, hydrolyzing O-glycosyl compounds. Gene Ontology annotation, biological process: carbohydrate metabolic process.
CUCUUUCUCCUCCAAGUCUAAAUUGCUUAGCAGUGCGGCAAUGACCAACUCUAUUGUUCUUCUUCUAUUUUUCUUAACAUUCUUAGAACAUGGAUUGUUCUUUCAAAGGGUCUCCUCUCUUGGCAUAAACUACGGUCAAGUCGGUGACAAUCUUCCUCCACCAAACAAAGUUCUACAACUCUUGAGCUCACUCAAUAUUAACAAGACAAGAAUCUACGACACAAACCCUCAAGUCUUAACCUCAUUCGCCAAUUCCAACAUUGAGCUCUUCGUCACUGUCGAAAACGAAAUGCUUCCUAGCUUGGUCGACCCUCAAAAAGCUCUCCAGUGGGUCACGUCCCGUAUGAAACCCUACUUUCCCGCCACCAAGAUAGGCGGUAUUGCUGUCGGCAACGAACUAUACACCGACGAUGACUCAAGCCUCAUAGGGUAUCUAGUGCCUGCAAUGACGAGCAUUCAUGCUGCUCUGGUCCAAACUGGACUAGACAAGUACAUUCAAGUAUCGACUCCGAGUUCACUAUCAGUCCUUCAAGAAUCUUACCCUCCCUCCGCCGGAUGUUUUAGGCCGCAAGUAGCUGGCGUAAUGACGCAGCUUCUAAGUUUCUUGCGUAGCACAAAAUCCCCUUUUUGGAUCAAUGCUUACCCUUACUUCGCUUACAAAGAUUCCCCAACAAAGAUCCCACUAGACUACGUACUCUACAACCCUAACCCUGGGAUGGUUGACCCCUACACCAAGUACCACUACGACAACAUGCUCUACGCUCAAGUAGACGCUGUGAUCUUCGCCAUGGCAAGGCUUGGCUUUAAAGAUAUCGAGGUUGGGGUCUCGGAGACUGGGUGGCCGUCUAAAGGCGACGGAGAUGAGAUUGGGGCCACCGUGGCCAACGCGGCAGUUUAUAACAAGAAUCUUCUAAAGAGACAGCUUCAUGGUGAAGGAACGCCAUUGAGACCAAACAUGAGUCUUGAUGUUUAUCUCUUUGCUCUCUUCAAUGAAGACCUUAAACCAGGACCAACGUCUGAGAGGAACUAUGGAUUGUAUCAGCCUGAUGAGAACAUGACUUACAAUGUAGGUUUAUUAUCAUCAUCGUCAACAUCAUCACAAUCAUCUACUUCAACUAAUUCUUUUAUGUCCAUCACCUCCUCUGCCUCCACGGCUAUAAAGGAGGGAAAGCAACGGCUGAUGACAUGCGUUUAUUUGGUGGCCAUUCACAUGAUUAUUAGAAGACCGUACUAGAAGCAGAAACAAAAU